Molecule: messenger RNA, 1191 nt
Organism: Solea solea (common sole)
Lineage: Eukaryota; Metazoa; Chordata; Actinopteri; Pleuronectiformes; Soleidae
Exons: 4
Coding region: 142-642 (166 amino acids)
Source: RefSeq, a predicted model, not a curated record
GAACAGGUAACAAACAGGACUCUCAGUCGCGCUGAGUGGAGGAAGUGGAGGAAGUGGAGGAGAGGCGCGCGGAGAGGAGACACGGAAUGACCCACAGGUGAUCGUCACCAGCUGAUCCAGUCUGUCCCUGUUUCGUCCAACAUGAAGCUGGCGGGUGUUGUCGUCGGCCUGAGCGUGGCUGUCAUGGUCGUCAUGAUCUACCAGGCCCUGCGACAGGAGAUGGCCCUGCGCCAAAUGAAAACCCGUAUGCUGCAAAACACGGUGGAGGUGAAGAGGAAAGAGGAGGCCAUCGCUCUGUCCAAGAAGAGAAUCGAGGAGAACAAGUCGUCGCUGUGGAACGCCAACCAAAAGAUUGACGAGCUCAGGAAGAAGAAGGUCGACACUGACAAGGCAACAAAUGAGCUCGAGCAAAGUCUGCAGACGUGUAACACGGAGAAGGCAAAUGCUGAGAAGAAGAAGACAGAAGUGACAGAAUCCAUUAGUAAAGUCAAAGCUGAUCAUGAAGAGGCUAAAAAGAAGUCCCAGGAGGAAAUUCAGGGCUUGAAAAAACAGAUAAUGGAUAGAGAUACAGCUCUUUGUGUCUUUGUGAAUGACAGCGAAGAAGGACGGAAGCUGUGUGGAAAUGUUGAAGCUCCAAAAUAAAGUCGGCUCAAAAACAGACACUGACUGUGAACCUGUUUUUAAAAGAUUUCCUGGUAUAGAAGAACACAUUUUGGAAGAUCGGUUUGAUAAUCUUGGAAAAAGGUUUUAAUAUACAAAAAGAUUUUACAUGCCAAAAUUACAAUGUGGUAGUGGGGAAAUACUUUUUUUUUUAUAUCAUUCAAUGUGAUGUGUGUUGGUCUACAAGAUCAUAUUUUGUCUCUUUGUCACACUAAUUUAAAGGUUGCAUAUAAAUAGGAUCCACUCAUUCAACUGAUUAAACAACAUUGUGUAGCACUUGAGCUGUAUGUUUACCAUGUCACCUGAUAAGACCUGACUAGUAGCAACUAGAGAAUUAAAUGAUUUUUAGUUCAAUCUCUGGUGUAUUUAUUAACAAUAUGCUUCAUGGAAAUAUCAAAGCUCAAAUGUCAUGAGGCACGAGGAAAAGGGUGACCUGACUGGAACAUUCAGUCAGAAUAAAUGGUUCCUGACAUGCAGAUAAACAUAAGCCUGUAUCUGAUUUAAUAUACAAUAAAAUCUCAUCUGACUGAA